This is a messenger RNA of Stegodyphus dumicola, 3138 nucleotides long. RefSeq lists its product as uncharacterized. The record is from RefSeq and is a predicted model, not a curated record. NCBI's taxonomy places the organism in Eukaryota, Metazoa, Arthropoda, Arachnida, Araneae, Eresidae.
CUGCCUUGCAGGAAGGGCAAACAGUCAAAGCUUCCCUUUCAGUUCACAUCGGGGAGGGAAAUGUGCCGGAAAAUUUACCCUCCGUGUUGUGUGCUUUGUAGGAUUUAAUCAUUAUGGAAUGCUUUUGUAGCAGUGCAAUUUGUUAAAUGAAAGAUGCUGGAAUCAAAGAAGGAACUAGUAGUUUUAGACGCCAAUUUAUCAAGUACUUCCAAUAAACGUAGUCCUUUUCAUCUUCUAUCAAGCAUUUUCAGUAAGAAAAAACAGUCAUUAGAUAGCGAAGCUCUUGAAAAAUCUGUAAGAAACAAAGAUAAUGAUACUAGCAGCACAACUGAUGUACCUGACCAGCAGUCAUUGGAGGAAGAUGAUACAUUGGCGCCUGAGAGUUGCUCCCGUAUUCCAGGAGUCAUGGAAAAACAGACGUCCUACGGCAAUCCACUUUUUCUAUCACCUGCUGCCACCAUGCGAAGGAAAAACCUGAAAAUAGAUCUGGAGACCUUACAUCUUUCAAGACAAGACAAUCCGUACCUUAAACAAUUAGAGCGUUUUAGUUUGCCUGAAGAAACGCUUUUGUCUUGUGCUGAUUUUCAGUCUUUAGCGGAAAAAGCUCUUCUCCGAAGCGAAUGGCACCUGGACAGUGGGAAAGACAUUGAUAUUCAUCAGCAUUUGAUUAGAAGUCCUCCCCCUCAGUUUCCUCAGAAUAUAACGCAUUUCAUGUACAGCCAAGCCAAUUCACCUAAGCGCCAAAUCAAUCAGACGACAAAAGAGAGUGAUGAAAAUGGAGAGUCUGAUAAGUUUAAGAAAGCAAAAUCAUUGAAUCCUGUUCAUCCAAAAAGAGACACUGGAGUUCUUGAUCCAAGCAUUAGGGAAGUACUAGAAUACCAGAAAUGUCAGCUCAUUGCAGGUAUUCAACAUUCCUUAAACAUUGGACAAGCCAAGUUCGGAACAGCUCCAUCUCACUAUGUGCCAGUUCAAGCAAGCCUUAAUAAUAAUUCGCCGAACUCUCAAGCCCGAUGGACGAAUGAAUCGGGCUCACGAUUUCGGCAGAAUGGAAAAGCGAUAGCUCCUAAAGCAACAGCGUCCCUGCCAGGAUUAACAAGUGGUUACUUAGAUGUAGAGCAAACAUCCAGGAAGAUACCCUUAGGACCUAUUAGGAUAGGGCGAACACUCUCAGAUUCAAUCUGCCAUGAUAACCAUCUUUGGAGUUAUGGAGCGAAACAGUGACAGUAGUCUUCAAUCAAAGAUUAGCAAACGUGAAGCCGAAGAAAGUAUAUUUCCGAAGGCCAUGGAAAAUUAACUUUUCCUUAUAUUUUGUACUGAUGUACUUUUUAAAAUAUCAUUCAAAUGAAUCAUAUUCCUAGGCGCAAAAUUGCUAAAUUUGAAAUUUGCAAGGAGGAAAAUAAAUGCAUAAAUUCUGAAUCUCUCAGUCUGAAAACUGUGUUACAAAACCUUACUUUCUCACUUUCUCUGGAACAAUUUAACUCUUUAAAGUCUGAGUGUUUUGCAGAUUUUCCUCUGUGAAUUCUUUUUCAAAAUGUUAAGUGAAUUUUAAAAAUUUCAAAGAUUUAUUUGGGGGGACGGAGAAUAUUUUCUUAAUUUUAUUCCUAAUACUUAGCUAUAUAAUGCUGAACUUUAUGUUUAUGGGUAGGUUGUGCUCAAAGCUUGGGAUAAUCAUAUGCUCUGAACAGUUAAUUUCUGUAAUUUGUAAUUUUGCUGAAAAUCUUCAAAUAAAACACUAUAUAAAGUAUCAUCAAUAAUUUAUCAAGACUAGAAAAAUAAGAAAAUGAUUGUUCUGAUGACUAAACUAAAGAAAGAAAAUAAUUACAAAAAAAAAACGUUUUUCUUUACAUUUAAAAAGAAAAUUUAAUUCAAAACAGUUUUGUAUCAUAUGUAUCGUAUAGUCAAGAAGUAAUCAUUUUAGAAAAAAAAUUCAAUACCUUAUGAUAUAUAUAUAUCUUCUAUAAUAGUACCUAAAAGGAGUCUACUAAAUUUUUAAUUUAAACUUAAUUACUUGUUUUUUAAACUUAAUUACUUGUUUGAACAGAAUUUUCUUAUCUCCCUUGUUUUCUGUUUUAUUUUGUUGUCCCUUUCCAUUGACAUAUUCUCGCCUGUUUCAUGUUAUAUCUAUGGUAUGCUUUUCUUGUCGUUAAAUACAAAAUAUCCUCCAGUCAAGCUAGGAAACUCAUUCGUCGUCUAGAAUUUGGUUUAUCAAAAUCUAAAUAACGUAUCUUAGUCCUAUGGAAAAUAAAUUGGAUUAUGAUACUUACAGUAUCUAUGGUGUUACAUGCAUAUACAUGUAUUUAUUAGUAUUCAUAUGUCCCAUGCUAAUAAGUAGAAUAUAGCAAUGCAUCUACCAGUCAUCAGAUUAAAAGAGGUGGUAAUUAAAAGUCUCAACAUUUAGUACUUCCUUAAAAUUUGAAUCUUAAGUAAGAUUUAAUGAAGUUAAUAGAUAUUUGCUUAUGAAGAAUAUGUUCAGUCUCUGGAAUAAUCGAAGCUUUAUGAAUAAAAUUUCAGCUGAAGUUUAACAACGUAAAAGUUAUUUCACGAGAUUUUCUUGAUGAAGUUGUCAAUGUCCAAUUGUUUUAUUUUAUUGACUUCAAUAGCAAAUAUGCCAUUUUAUUUGCUUAUAUAAACCAGAGUUUAUCUUAUUAUGAAUAGUAGAAGUAUUCACAAUUGUGAAAUAUAUUACUUAAUCAUAAAUGUGGCACUUCUGCCGCACGUUUUAACUUUGUUAGCAAUGACUAAGUUACAGUGUUCUUCUCCCCAUCUGUAACAUUUCUGGAAAGAGGGUUACUGGAUGCCUAGGAAUGCGGUUGUAAUUGGAGAUUUAUGUAGUGAUAUAGAGGAAGAUUUGCAGAAAAUAAAAGUAAAUAUUAUUAAGCUAUUUAUUUGCAAAGAAAGACAUGCGUUCAUCUCUCUCUUAUUUUAAGACUGUCUGUCAUUGAAAAGAAAAAUAAAGCUGUAUAAAUAUGUUCACUGGAAACUUUUUGUAAUGGAUAUAUGACAUUUUCAACACUUUACUUGAAAGAUGGUUGAAUUUUCGUUUAUAUAGUGAUGCACUUAUUCGUUAAUUACGGAAUGUUAUCUUUAAAAAGUAUGUAAAUAUAAAUAAUAAAGUUUAAAUAAAGUAUUUAAUGUAAA